CCCACUUCCUGCUCCUCUUCAUGACGGCUGUGAGUCUCUUUCUGCUCGAUUCGAGGAUGAGUGUCUCUGAGCAUCGUCCCCACGUCGACAGCAGUGCUGCACUGUGUGUGUGACAGGGUUUGAUUCUGCUGAGUCAUGGCUGUCAGCCUGGAGGACCUGGACUGUGAGUUCGACCUGAACACGGCCAUCCCAGAGACAGAACUGUUGGACAACAGCAUCCAUAAAGGCAAAGCGCAGCUGCCAGUCAAAACCCGCCGCAGCCGCCUCUCCAGGUCCAACCAUCAUGACAGCACGAGCUCCACGGAGGGAGAUGACCGCUAUGAUAGGAAGGAAAGUCCUCGGCAGUGUGCCCACUCACCUCUCCACCUGGUGCCAGGCUCCUCCCCUUUCUCUGAGUCAUCUCAAAGCCCCGCCUUCUCUUUUGAAUCAUCAUCGAGGGGUCGCGCUCCUGAAAAUAGAGGCACACCAUUGGCUGCCCCACAGAAGGGGCGGUACCAUCAACUGAUCAAUGCCACUUCUCAGGAGGCCCUGGUCUCCCCCAGCAGCUCCCAGAAGUCCAGCCUCUCCUCUGACGGCUCACCUGUGCACCUGAGGAGGAGCAAAUGGCCAGAGGCUGACGUUCUGGUGUCAGACGGAGGCUGUGACUGCGGUGUAGGUGAUUCGGGCGGUCCGACUGUUGUCUUUGACAAGAAGACGAAGCGCCGCUUUCUGGAUCUGGGGGUGACCCUCCGCCGUUCGUAUAUCAGAGUGAGGAAAGACAAGUCCAACAGGCUUUCUGUGGCCAGCAGAGAACCAUCAGAAAGUCCCUCUCGGUCUUCUGGAUCUUUGGUUUCUUUCUCAUGGUUCACUGAAGGAAGGGGAUCAUUCUCGUCUUCCGGGACUCCGCCCAGCUCACCCAGAACUGCGUUACUGAGCUUCAACAAACCCCGCCGGUCCCAGUCCCAGGAGUCAGCUCUCAGUGAGGAGUUCUCUGCUCCUCACACCUCAUCCUCCAUCUCUCCGUCUACUGUUGACUCACACAAGUCCUCCCAUCAGUACCAGACUCUGUCUCCAUCCUCUGAUGAGCCCCGGGAUGAGGCCUCCUCGUCUGUGUCCUCCUGGACUCCUCAGGAGGUCUGCCAGUGGCUUAAAGGCCUCAACAUGGAGCAGUACAUCACAGAAUUCAUGGCCAAAGACAUUGAUGGAGAGCAGUUGUUGCAAAUGAAUGGAAGCAGGCUGAAGGGUCUGGGCGUGCUCAGUUCAUCCGACCGCAGCAUGCUGAAACAACACAUCAAAGACCUACAGGCGGCGGACAUGAAGGAGAGAAAAGCUCUGGACAAACAGGAGAAGAAGAAGGAAAAGCAGCGAAAGAAACACCAGGAGCAGCGGCGAAACUGAGGCUGGGGGUGGGGGGCAGGUGUGAAUCAGAGGGCGGCUGGAAGAGCAGGGUAGGAUAGAAAGAGUAACUGGUAGGAGAGACUAACCACGAGUGAGUGUUAUGCUGAAUAAAGAGCCUCAUGCAUCCUCCGGAGUCGGUUCUGUUAAAGUCCGGUUCUGUUUUUUCUGGUUUUGUUUUGCUAAGUCAGCAUCUUUUUUUCUGUUUCAGCAAAUAAGAAACAGGACAAAAUCGAUCAUUGACGUCCUGGAACCACGGGAACCGAUUGCUGUGGACUAUGACGAGCACAGAGGUCCAACAGCAGAACACGGGUCCAGUUCACGGAGGUUAGUCCUUCCAAUCCAUGUGGGCUUGAAGACCCCCAGGAGGACAAUGGAGUCGUCUGUUGGGGUGCUUUCCAGUACCCCUAUGAGAGACACCAAGUAGGCCUGGUACUCCAAACUGCUGUUCGGCCCAUUGGGCAAAACCACAGUCAGUGACUGGUACCGGGCCGAAGGGACACGGCCCCAUUAUUCCUCAGACUGAACUCCUCACCUGGCGACUGAGCUGGGGGCUCACGGUUAAGCCCACACCAGCCCGUCGCCUCUCACCAUAUCCAGAAUGGUAGAAUCCAACCCGUCUGGAGCGCCAACUUUCAGUCCAGGAUGUGCGUGGAGGUGAGCCCAACUAUAUCUAGCGGUACCUCAAACCCCCCACAAGUUCUGGCUCCUUCCUUUACAGACAGGAUGUUCCAAGUCCCAAAUGCCAAGUUGAUGACUGGGAGUUGGACCACUGAGGCUCAUCAGACGACAUUGCACUGACCUACUUUGUGGGGAGUGAUCCAAGCUGGACCUGACCCGGGCUUGUGGGAAAAACUCUGAACACCCGUGUACCCACAAUGGACCUCAGAGUGGGGUCCCGGACCGCCGCUGGAUCCUAAAGUUCUUGUCGGGCUGGUCAUCUUGGACCUGACUCCCCCGGGCCGUAGCUUAGUGCCUGGGGUCACUCACACUACACCCCCCACGUUAAGGGGCGCUUCACAGGUGGGAGGAUGUAGGCUCAUGCAGCAACAAGGUAAACUUCCUGCUGAGGUUCAGUUCCCCAAACCAUAGAUCUUUCUGUUUGGGUUGAUGACUGGAAGCAGCUCAGUGGCGUGGGGUUCUCACACCAAAAAGGACCCGGUUCAAAUCCCAACUGGGUCUUUUGUGUGAGGAGUUAGCAUGUUCUCCUCGGUGUGUAGUUGUGAGUAGGGCUGUGGAUCAUCACUUAGGUGGCGAUCCGAUUCGAUUCGCAAAUCGAACUACGAUUCUUACUUUUUAUUAUGUUUAUUGCUAUGUGUAUGUCUAUUUACUGGAUGGAUGAAAAUUCAAAUUAUUUGUAUUUAAUCAUCAUUUUUACAUUUAUUUAGAACAGGAGAUCAAAAUGAACAAAACUGAUUAAAAACACAAAGAUUCAGAUGAAAAGAAAUGUUGUUUGUCAUUUUAAACUUUUUUUUUUGUUAUCAAUCUUCUGGUUCAGCAGUAAAACAACAUAAAGGAUAAAAUCUCUGAUGUUUUGGAUCAUUUAACAGAAUCUGAAAAUGUUCUCCACAGUUUUCUAUCCUCAAAGUUCUUCAAUAUUUUAC
Molecule: messenger RNA, 2978 nt
Organism: Oryzias melastigma (Indian medaka)
Lineage: Eukaryota; Metazoa; Chordata; Actinopteri; Beloniformes; Adrianichthyidae
Gene: samd14
Product: sterile alpha motif domain containing 14
Biological process (GO): neuron projection development; actin filament organization; calcium-mediated signaling
Cellular component (GO): actin cytoskeleton; dendrite; postsynaptic density
Molecular function (GO): actin filament binding
Source: RefSeq, a predicted model, not a curated record